This is a messenger RNA of Pogonomyrmex barbatus (red harvester ant), 3237 nucleotides long. It is a transcript of the gene scaf6, whose product is annotated as SR-related CTD associated factor 6. Gene Ontology annotation, molecular function: RNA binding. Gene Ontology annotation, cellular component: perinuclear region of cytoplasm. NCBI's taxonomy places the organism in Eukaryota, Metazoa, Arthropoda, Insecta, Hymenoptera, Formicidae. Gene Ontology annotation, biological process: intracellular calcium ion homeostasis; RNA processing. The record is from RefSeq and is a predicted model, not a curated record.
AUUUUCUAUAUUCAUGUACUGAAUGCACCCAAUGGACUACGUCCAUUAUUGGAUUUCCACCAUUACUGUGCGUCGUAUAUGCGAGAAAAAAAGAGCGUUCCUUAAGAACAACACCGUCGUCGUGUUGGCGAACCUGCCGGCCGCCGCGAGGUCGUAAUGGCGACGUCUAGCGCGUUGUCGGGUCCGCCGUGAGUGAAUGAUGAAUCACAAAAUAGUGUUCGGUUUUCAUGUACGGAACGACAAUCAAACGAGCGGACGUUGCGUGCAUUUAUCAUUUUAACAGUGCAUCUUUGACGUGACCGCCGACAGUUCAGCGUCCCCGCCAAGAUGGAUCAGGCACCCGCAGAUACAGAAUUACGGAACAUCAUAGACAAACUGGCACAGUUUGUCGCUCGCAAUGGACCAGAGUUCGAGCAGAUGACAAAAAACAAGCAGAAGGACAACCCGAAGUUUGGUUUCCUGUUUGGGGGGGAGCACUUCAACUACUAUCAGUACAAAGUGACUACAGAGCAAGCCAUUUUAAAGCAAAAAGGAAUAAAUCCAAUGCAAAAUGCAGACCCACGUUUAAACGUUUCGCAGCAGCAGCAAACAGCCGCAAACGCCGUCUCGCAGCCACUGAAUAACGUCAAUCUUGCGUCCGGUCUGAGUACACAAAACAAUGGAAUAAAUCCGGUAGUUGGGAUCGGACCGCAAGUCGGAAGCCAGGGCGGUCCCGUUUUGCCUGGACAGAUCGGAGGCCCGGGAAAUGCAGGACCGCCGAUUGGACCGGUUUCCAGCGCCAUGGGAGCUGUGAAUCCGCCGAUUGCCGGAGUCGCGCAAGCAGUUAACAUCGCGGGUCCGCCCGCGUGGCUGCAGAAUGAGUUGGCGAAUCUACAAUCGCAGCAGACGACGUUGCAGGAACAAGUGAGACAGUCAGAACAAAAUCUGGCUGCAAGAUAUAUAAACGGAUACUUCUUCAGUGCGAGAAAAAAGUCUAUGGAUCUUCGCAAGGCAAUGGAAAGUGUUGUUGUUCCCAUGUUCUGUAAUACUUCACUAGCAGCAUCCGAAGAUCAGCUUAAUAAAUUGAAUAAAUUGUUGAGUCUUUGGGAAUCGAAGAAUAAUUAUUUUGACGAAGGCAUCAUAGAUAAGUUGAAACAACCGAAUGCAUCCUGGUCAGAUUAUCAAGCUAAUUUGGUGGCGCAACAUGCAACUGCAAUCACUCCUAUUACAACGUCGACGAAACAGACAUUUGAAAACUAUCAAGCACAGCAUCAAGCAUUCGUGAGUCAUGCACUGAGACAAAUCCAAAAUAUCGAACAACAAAAGAUUGCGAUAGAUCAACAACUAAAAGCUCCACCACCUCCGCCACCACCACCUCAAAUGAGUCAACAAAAUAUGUCAAUACCACCUAGUCAUUCUGGUCCUCCUAGUACAAUGGGUACAGAUGUAAAUUUCAGUCAGCCACCACCAGGAUGGGGUGUUCCACCCUCUAACGAACCACCACCAUUUAGUAAUGUUCCAUUACCAGAUUUCUCAAAACCACCGCCGGGUUUCGGACCGCCACCGGUUAUACAUGAACCUUCUGUGGAAGAUUUGAUGCCUAGUAUGCCUUAUUUUGAGCUUCCAGCUGGUUUAAUGGUGCCACUAAUAAAACUGGAAGAUGGCGAAUAUAAGCCAUUGGAUCCAGAUGCGAUAAGACUUCCACCGCCGGCUCCUCCGAGUGAUCGUUUAGUUGCUGCUGUAGAAGCGUUUUAUGCACCACCAAAUCAUGAUUCUCCUAGAGAUAGUGACGGAUGGGAAAAAUUAGGGUUAUAUGAAUACUACAAAGCGAAAAAUGCCGCCCGCAAACGUAAAGAAGAGGAUAUAGUUGCUGGCAUUAGACAGAGAUCCAAAUCUCCGUCGCCGAUUCUACGGCCGAGAUCCAAGAGCCCUAGUCCGCCAAAAAAACGCUAUCGGAGUAAGUCGCGCAGCAGAUCGCGUUCGCGAUCGCGAGGCAGAAGUAGAUCGAGAUCGCCUGCGGCCAAUCACAGACGCAACAGUCGCAAUAGCAACCACAUUAGCAGAAGCCGGAGGAGAAGAAAUAGUAAUAAGGAUCGCAGUCCUGAUAGGAGACUGGAUAGACAGGAUAGAAGUCCAACUCCUCCUAGUUUUCUUGGCUCUACUUAUAGUAAGGCCCCACAAGAGAUUAGUCUUGACGAAAGCAAUAAGGGACAUCAAUUGCUUAAGAAGAUGGGUUGGGGUGGUGCUGGUCUUGGCGCGAACGAGCAGGGCAUUGAAGCGCCUAUUUCAGGCGGUGAGAUUCGCGAUAAGAACGAUCAAUAUAAAGGAGUCGGUAUUAAUCUGAAUGAUCCAUACGAAACUUUCCGAAAAAAUAAAGGUCAAGCAUUCAUUACUAGAAUGAAAGCUAGAGCUGAGGAACGAGCUGAAGAGAGGGGGGAACGCGACUGAAUUAAUUGAACGAAAAUUCUAACUGUUCGCGAUAAUUUGUGAAUGAGACGAAUAUCUAAUACGAGACAGUAAAAAAAAAUCUCCAUAUUGAAAACCUAUUCACGAUUCCAAAAAAAUUCUACCGCCUAUAAAGGCUGAUUUCAAAGAUCGACAUAUUAUUUUGACUAUCAAACAGUUGGCUUAUUCUGAAUUUCCAUUGCACGUGUCAUCAAUUUUCAAAAUAAUCGCAGGCGGAUGCUGUUUGUUUUAUGUUAAAACUAUAGUGAUUAUUUUUAUCAAGAGCUAUCUUAACAAUCUCACAAUCUUACAUUUAUGCGACGAUCAGUGAGAAUUACACAGAGUUAAAUUGUACAUUUUUAAUAUAAAUAAAAUAUAAGUAAACGCGAUUAAAGAAUUUGUUUCAAAUUUAAUGUGUGAUCUAAAAAAUAAUGAAACAAAUAUUAAAUCUUGUUUACAUGAAAGUUUGACUGAAAGAUUAGCUGGAUUUGUAAUUGCAUCUCGCAUUAGAGAGAUUAUUUAAAGUCAGGAUCUUUCAGCAGAAAUAUGCGAUCCUAUUUAACAUAUUAGUUAUAUUACAUGUAAUAAAUUCACGUAUAAUUUUACACUCCAUUUUUUUCAUUCAUCGCAGAAUAAUAUACACUUCGCAGAAUGUACAAAAGUACAAUUCGUUUUAUGCCGUGAAAUAGAACGGGCGUAAGAAAACGUGUGAGAGACAAGAAUACUUGUAUUUAGUAUGUUAACAAAUGAUUAUAUUGGAUACACUGAAUGAUAGCUCAAGAAUAAAAACUGUACAUUUAUUACGAAAACGAA